AUGAAGGAGCUUUUAGCUCGUCCUACAGACUGUCUAUCAUCACAGUACAUGGAAAACUCCUUGAAACAACUGAGCAUAUCAAACACGGCAAAUGUGAAGCACCAAGCAAAGGCAAGAGACGCUUCGCCAGGAGCACAACCACUGGUCAUUCCCGGAAAAUCUAGAUCAUCUACGGGGAAACGUAAAUUCCAUCUGAAGUCUAGACAUGGCUGUUCCACGUGCAAGAAACGACGCGUGAAAUGUGAUGAGCAAAAACCGAUUUGUGGGAAUUGCACCAAAUUGAAAUUAGAUUGUGGUUAUCAACACGACUUAGAGCAUUUACAAGAUCGAACAAGUCAGGAUCCUCCUUUAAAGAAACCAAAAACCACUAAGAAGAACAAAAAGAAUAGUACAAGUAAUGAUGAUGUUAAUGUAAAGGAUGAAAUUCAACCGGUAAGAAAGGAUAGCUCUGUUUCAGCUUCAGCAGCAUCUUUUUCUUCUGUUUCGCAAACAAGUUCGCGAAGUAAUAGUUAUGAUUACAUCAGUCGACCUGAGGAGCUAGAUACUUCAUUCAUUCCUCAACAACAGGAACAACAACAACAACAACUGCAAUCCCCUCAACAACAAGCAACACCAUCACUUACACCUAGUCCAAACCUUUUCAUGAACAACAGCAGCAACAACGGUAGUAGUAACAAAACCAAUGAGAACGUCAAUCUAAACAGAAGCAUGGCAAACCUUGCCCAAACUUUUAGUAAUCCAUUAAGUGCACUUUCUUCGGGAUUACUUAAUGCCGGAAAUUUGAACAACUUAAACCUAGCACAAUUGGUGAAUAAUAUAUCUGGUUUCGGAGGAGAUAUGAGUAAUUUAGGUAGUCUCAUGAAUUUGGGCAAUUUGGCCACUUUGGCUCAAUUACCUAUUGAUUUGAACAAUUUGAGUGGAUUGGCCGCAAGCUUUGCUUCACAGAAUCCGAGAAAUGCGGGGUUGAUGGAGAGUAUAUCGGCAAGUUUACUUAAUUCCGGAAGCAACACUAUGGGAUCUUCAAAUAUUUCUAAUCAAGGGCUAGCGUCUGAACAAGCACAGGCACAAGCUCAAACACAAGCUCAAACUCAGGAACAAGGGCAAUCAAAUAUGCAAAAUACGUUACAAAGUCAAAGAAACACUUCUAACAACCCGAUGGACCCAUCUUUGAGUUUCCAAGGCCAAGGGUCUCCAACAACAUCAUUCAACAUAGGCGAGUCUUUAAACCCCGCGAGUCAUGACAUUCCAGCUGGUUCGGCGUUACCUAAAGGUGCACCAUCUUCUUCGUCCUCAAUGAAUCUGCACAUACCAGCUGGUGUACCUUUUGGUGCAGAUACAACCCUUUUUGCGCAACAGCCACAAUUGAGCAAUACAAGUACUACACUCAACAUGCAAGAUCUCAAAUUGAUGUUUCACUAUACUUCUCAAGUCGCCAAUACAAUCACCGGUGCCGGGAUAUCGGAAACAAAUAUUUGGUUGCGAGACAUUCCCAUGCUUGCGUUUGAGCACCCAUUUCUCAUGCAUUCGUUAUUGGCAUUUAGUGCGACUCAUUUAUCAAGGACUGAAAAAGGAUUAGAUCAAUGUGUCACUUCACAUCGAGGUGAUGCUUUAAGGCUUCUUAGGGAAGCUGUGUUGAAUAUAAAUGCAGAAAAUACAGAUGCCCUCGUUGCAAGUGCAUUGAUACUCAUAAUGGACUCCUUGGCAAAUGCAUCCUUUCCCUCGUCUACUUCCCCUCAAUCUUUACCAGCACUGGCAUGGAUAUUCCACGUGAAAGGUGCUGCUACUAUAUUGACGGCGGUGUGGCCGCUCACAGAAGCAUCAAGAUUUUAUAAAUUCAUCAGUGUGGAUUUGGGUGAUUUGGGUGAUAUCAUUAACCAAAAGACACACUUGAAUCAAGCGAAUGUUGGCUCCGGUGAUGUUUCAUCAUCAUCAUCAUCAUCAUCGCAUCGAACAUAUACUGAUCUCGAGUGCCAUGAUGCGGACAUUGCCGAUUUGUUUCCUGUGGAAAUCAACUCGCCAUAUUUAAUUACUUUGGCGUAUUUGAAUAAGCUUCAUAAAGAAAGAUACAAGUCUGAUUUUAUUCUACGGAUAUUUGCAUUUCCCGCGUUAUUAGACAAGCAAUUUAUGGGAAUGUUGAUGUCUGGGGAUGUUAAAGCCAUGAGAAUAAUGAGAUCAUACUAUAAGUUGUUACGAUCAUUUACGAUGGAGAUGAAAGAUAAGGUUUGGUUUUUGGAAGGUGUUGCCCAGGUGUUGCCUUCAAAUGUAGAGGAGUAUGCAGGAGGAGCAGGUGGUAUGCAUAUGAUGAUGGAUUUUCUUGGAGGUGGACCCGAUAUUGCCAACGAGUAUGGCGAAGAGUUUCAAGAUGAGCCGUAUACCCUGAAAACCGCAGACAGCAGCGGGUUUCAUGAUGGAGAACUUCAUGAAAGUAUGGCACAUAGUGAUGUGAAUAGUGUUUACAAUAAUGAUGAGAAUAAUGAUAGCAAGAACGGCGACAAAGACAAUAAUAACAACGAUGACAACAAUGACGACGAUAACAACAACAACAACAACAACAACAACAACAACAACAACAACAACAACAAUGAAAACAACGACGAUGACUCUGAUGACUCUGAUGACUCUGAUGAUAAUGAUAAUGAUGAGAACGAUAACAAUGUUGAGUUUGACAAUGUCAAGGGCAUUCUCAACGACAACGGAAGCAGACAGAAUAGUACCAAACACUAUAACAGUAUCAGUAACGACAAGAUUAAUGAUAAUAAGCGAAUAAGCACAGAAUUUAGCGAUGCCAAGAUGAGCUCAAGAAUGAGAAGGAAAAAUAGUGUAUUGGUGAGUGGGGUUUCUCCUGCACCAUUGGUACCGAUUGCAAAUCUCAUGAGUCCUUCAGUAGCAUUAACAAAUCCGGAUAAUCUUCCAAGUGAUAUUACGAGCGAGUUAGAGUUGAUGCAAGGAGAUCAUGCAUUUAUCGGAUUAAAAUAG
Messenger RNA from Lodderomyces elongisporus, 2976 nucleotides. RefSeq names its product Upc2p (gene UPC2). Gene Ontology annotation, biological process: regulation of transcription by RNA polymerase II. Lineage: Eukaryota; Fungi; Ascomycota; Pichiomycetes; Serinales; Debaryomycetaceae. The record is from RefSeq and is a predicted model, not a curated record. The transcript has a single exon. Bases 1 to 2976 code for a protein of 991 amino acids. Gene Ontology annotation, molecular function: zinc ion binding; DNA-binding transcription activator activity, RNA polymerase II-specific.